Brienomyrus brachyistius is the source of this 6491-nucleotide messenger RNA. RefSeq names its product ankyrin repeat domain-containing protein 34A. Bases 608 to 2194 code for a protein of 528 amino acids. The record is from RefSeq and is a predicted model, not a curated record. Lineage: Eukaryota; Metazoa; Chordata; Actinopteri; Osteoglossiformes; Mormyridae. Gene Ontology annotation, molecular function: protein binding. The transcript has 3 exons.
AUAAACCCUAUGCACCCUCAGACUCCUGUCGUCUGCAUGCAGUCAGCCACGUGCCUUCAUAUCGUCGGAACAGAGCGGGAUGGCGUUAGUUCUCUCUGGCACCUAACUACCCACUCCCCACCCCCGCAGCGACGGUACCCGUCUUGCCCGAAACUCGCGGUCGCUAGAGAGAUAUGGGGGAGGGGGUAAGCAAGCUAAAUGCAGAACACUGUCAAAUAGGAAUAGCUGCGGAAUACUUGACUGACUACAGCUGUACUUGAGGGGGGAUGAGCUGUCGAUCCGUGGAACCUUUAUAAUAAACAAACCGUACGCAAGAGAGGCCGUUUUCAAUGGGAGACGAAGACCUUGGACCCAUCAGAAUGAGGAGCGCAUCUGUUACGUGUGCGAGGGCUUGGAGGCACGAAAGGAUUAGGGCUUUCAGCAAGGAUACGAUCUGAAGAUCUGUGACAUUGCAUGACAGGAGAAGACAAAGGGACGGACAAAAACAGCCCAUCAGUGCCGGCCAGCCCCUCGUACACAGACUCGCAAAAAAAUCCAGUUGACCGCUGUUCCACACGAUGCUAAUGGUGCAUUGAAACAAAGGGCAGGAGGAGGAGGUGAGGGCACCAUGAGCGACGGAGGGCCCUUGCAUGCCGAGGGCAACGCCCUCCUCAAGGCCGUCUUCCAGGGCAAGCUGCGUCUGACCCGCCUCCUGGUUGAAGGGGGCGCCUACAUCAAUGAGGGUAACGAGCGCGGCGAGACCCCCGUUGUUGCAGCCUGCCUAGCCAGCUACGAGGACCCCCAGAGCCGCCACAAAAUGGUGCGCUACCUCCUGGAGAAGGGAGCCGAUCCCAACAUCCCCGACAAGACUGGGCGGACGGCCUUGAUGCACGCGUGUGCCGAGCAAGCCGGUAAGGAGGUGGUGGCUUUGCUCCUGGAGUACGGGGCAGACCCCAGCCUCAAAGACUAUUCCGGAUCCUCAGCUUUGGUUCACGCCAUAAACAAAGGCGACCGAGAAACCCUGCAGAUUCUUCUGGAUGCCUGCAAGGCUAAAGGCAAGGAGGUCAUUAUAAUCACCACCGACACAUCUCCAUCGGGCACCAAAAAGACCAGGCAAUACCUCAACUCGCCCCCCUCCCCAGGAGUGGUUGACAAGCUCACCCCAGUUUCUUGUAUGUCCCCCUCUGAGGUGGAGAUCCGCACGUCCACCUCCCCAGGAACCGAGAAGGAGGAGGAAGAAGGAAUUUUCAACUUUGCCGUUACACCGGCUUUACCUCUGCCUUCCACUCGACCCCCCGGAGAGAAGAGGCCCCCCCCACGCAAGCUGCUUAAACGGUUAAACUCAGAACCAUGGGGGCUGGUGGCCCCAUCGGUGCUAAGUGGGGUCGCUAAGGACAGGGGAGAUGGGGAGCUGCAGGAAGAAGAGCGAGUGACGAUGGAGAUUAACGGCCUGUCUAUCUCCGGCCCCGGAAGGCCCCCCUUAUCCCGUAGGCACAGCAUCGAGACCCAUGACCCCUCCUCCCCGAAACUCAUUGACCGCUCUUGCUCUGAGGAUUGUGCUGCCCUCUGUGGGUCAUCCUGGGCCGACAAGGUGCAGCAGCACCAGACACUGUACCGCAGGAACACCGCACCCGAAUCCCAAGAGACAGCUGGGCAGGUUCCAGUCACUAUCCGGGCCUUAGCCCAUCCCAAAUUAACCCGGAUGGAGCAUUACGAAUCAGACACGCACCUGUGCCCCGAGUCCAUCCCGGGUUCUCCAGAUUCUGGCCGCGUGUCGGUCGAGCGCCGCAAGUACAACGCCUCACCGCUCUCCCUGCUCACCAGCUCUUCCCGGGAGUCUCUGGAGAGCAUCCCCAAUUCCGUGUCUCCAAUCACCAUGCGCCGCCGGCCAACGGGGCUUUUGGAGCGCCGAGGGUCUGGGACCCUCCUCCUAGACCACAUCUCUCACACCCGGCCUGGCUUCCUGCCUCCACUCAACGUCAACCCCCAGCGGCCCAUCCCCGACAUCCGGGCCAACGGGAAGCCCACUUCCCCGAUCAAUUCAGGGCACAAGAUCUUGGUGCCGGUGGCCCCCUCCUCUCCGAAGCGCGGGCCCGACUUCAAGAUGAAGAAGAAACUGAUGAGAAGACACUCCAUGCAGACGGAGCAGAUGAAGCAGCUGUCCACCUUUCAGGAGAUCCUGGCCGAGAAGGUGAUAGAGUUUACUGGGGACUGAAGCGGUUUGGGAGAAAGGACUGAACCUUAACAGGGAAGUGUUUUUGUGGGUGGGGGUGGGGCGGGCUUAGGGACAUCAAAAUCAAGUGGCUGAGAUUGAGGUCCCGUCAACUGAAAGUAGAGAUUAACCAUUCAUUCUAAAUAUUAUUCCGUGCUUCUCAGACCCAGAGCUGCUUUUCCUUCUGAAGAUGGUAGGUCCUGUUUUUGUGCUAAUGCAGAUUCUCGACUUGUUUCCUUCAGCCACGGUGACCCAGUUUGCUUGGCAGCGCUGCUCUUUUGUGCAGUGCGGCUCCGAGCCUUCGGUAUCGCCACGUUGUCGCAGGCAGAUGCUGCGUUCCAGCCUCUUCUGAUUAUUUACCCCAGUCCACUUCGGCUUAAGUUUUCUAGCCCCUCUUCUCGAAAACAGAAGAAUUUUGCACUUGCUCUUCGUGUGAAUUCACACACACUGCAUGUAGGUCGGAGCGAGAGGAAACACCAACGCUCAUAUAAAUUGAACCAAACAGAACGGUGUGUGUUAAUGAAUUGUUGGCAGAGAUGCGUCCUCUCUCCUAUCUAAAAAAAAAAAAGGUAAAACACCCUUUUUGCCGGCUGAUGAUCAGUUACGGUAUUUAUUCCCUUUAGGCGAGUGAAACACAGCAGUAGUUAAUAGUGAUCUUUAAUUCGAAAUGAUCACGCCACAUGAAUAUCUGUUUCUUCAUAUGCUCUACAUUCUUUAUUUAUACAGUAGGCCAUUACCGAUACUAGUAAACAUUUCUUCGUUAAUAUUCCAUGAUUAUUGUAAAACUUCACUCGAAUUCAUUGUGUUUCACCUUUAUACUUUAACCAUGCCCAAACUUUUUAGAGGAAGACCGAAUGAUUAAGUAUAUUUUCUAAUGGACAUAUUUAUUAAUUUGACUGAAGUGCAAUUUACCUAUCUCAAAAUUCCAAAGAAAUUUAGCAUGUAUGCCAGAGCCACACAGGACUGAUAUAUGAACUGAUAGAAAAAAUGGAUCAAAAGAAAAAUAGAAUAUAAACAACCUUCCUAAGUCAACGCACAUUUACGAUGAUUGUGAUGAUAUGAUAGGUUUUAGUACAGGUAUGAUGUAAAUAUUGUAUCUCCCUAUGAAAUUAUGUGUGAUUUAUAUAUAAGAUGUACAUGUGCAAUAUUCUGUGCUGCUUUAUCAAGUAUUUAUAACUUACUGAUUAUAACUCUGGAUGUAAAGUGCUCCUUUCCAAUUUGACAGAAACAAUGUCAUGCAAACCAAAAACAAGUGGGUAAAGAAAUCCAAAAAUCUAAAAGCUACUGAAGUAAUUUGUUGUAGGACAGGGGGUGUUAAACACAUUUCAGAUGUUCUGAAAACUGAAAAGUCAGGAGACCAAAACAAAGAGUCAAUUUUUCAGCUAACGGGACGUUCUCUGAAAUAUACCCAACGGGAUGUUUCAGGAAUAUUCAUUUCUCGAAAUAUUUCUGUCUCUAGGAAAUAUUCCAUGUAAGUGCUGUAAGAUAUAGUGCUGAAUUGCUGUAGUUGUGCUGUACUAGAAUAUUACAACUGACCUAUACAGAGAUAUUUUUGUAUGCCAGUUAUAAAAUGGCCGACCAGAUCAUCUGACAAAAGGUAAAGGAUUUACAAUAUAUAAACGUUAGUCAUACAUUUUUUUAUGUUUACUACACCAAAUGAGGAGGCUAGUGAACAGAAAAGCAUUGGAGCCUUACAGCUUUUGCUCGAUUUGUUAUAAAUGUCUUAAUAUUAUCCAACAUUCUUGUGUGAAACUUAAUGUACGUUUUGAUGCACUAAAGUAUCUUAGAUUACGUUUCAGUCAUCAGAUCAGGUGAAAUAUGGCUGUGUGGUUUGGGCUGUGAAAUGUUUGUAGGUCUUAAUAUACAUAUUAAGCUUUAGGAUUGAAACAACAACCAAAUUGGAAACCAAGUGUUUAGAAAUGUACAAUUACUUAAUCGGUCACUGAAAAUAUUUUUAAAAGCUUAAAAUCUGAGUGACAUAAAAGGUCCAGUUAUAUACAUUUUGUUGUCAGUUUGAUAUCAAUUGGAUGAUGAUCUAGGGUUUCCAUAACGGUGCAAAAAUCAGUACCUAGUAUGUGGACUGUGAAGGGAUGCUGAAUGAAUGUUUGCUGAUUAUGAAUAAAGCAGGUAAAUUGUACUCCCAAGGGAAUACUGUGCAGAAUGUGAUCUGACGUGAUCUAAGACUGAAUUACACAUCAUUCAGCUGUUACACUCAAAUGUGUGAUUCAGUCCUUGGACCGUGUUAAACAAGCAUUAAAUAAUUAUGAAUAUCAAUGUUCACAUAUAUAGGCAUAUAUAUGUGUGUAUAUAUAGAUCAUAUAUGAGAACACCAUUUAUUAAGAGAUCAAUUUGUGUUCUUCCAAGUGUCAUAUGAUGUUACUGUUUGAAUGACCAUAAGGAGCGUUAAUUUAGUCACACGCUCUGUUUGACGAAUCAGCAUCAUAAACACACUACAGCAAAGCAAUAUAUUGUAACCAUCUGAUAACUUACCAUUUUUGUUUCCUACACCAUUGCCUGGAUGUUCUCUAUAUUUCUAUAGUAAUUCAAGAUAAUAAAAAUAAUGUCUUAAAUGAUGUAAUAAUUAUCUCGCAAAGAUGUUCCAACUCGAGAAAAAAGUCAAGCAGAACAGACGUAGGUAUAGAACAUAAAGUAUCUAUAUGAAGUUGAGGCUAAGUGUCGAGUAGUUAUAAUUGUACAUUCCAAUCAACUGUAUUUGCUCUGAAUUUGCCAGCUUUGAGUAAAGGCUGACCACCAGUAAUAAACCCUAAAUCUGAUCUUAGAAAUGUGUUUUGUGGAAUAGUGCCUAAAUGUUUGAUUUGGUCAUAGUGAAAAUUUUAAAAGAAUGUGUUUUAUUCUAUUCUACUGUUUUGCCAAGUUAAAGAAUAGUAGAUAUUUCGGGCUUACAAUAUUGUGAUUUUCUCUGUCUGGAAUGUAACACAGUGGAGAUAGUGAGAAUUAAAAUGAUAAUUAGUCAGCUGUUUUUCAAAAGCUAACGAAAUCUCCUUUUCCAUCAAGAUAUUUAAGAUAUACCCACUGUUUCACUGUUGUGUAGAUGCAUCCCUACAUCAUACAGCUGCUUACAACUAAAAAGUAUGAUAAACACCCAGAAUUCAUUACAGUUUAGCAUAACUCAGACCCUUACGUUAACGCUGAGAGCAAGCUGCUCUGUACGGCGACAGCUCACCGUGGAUUUCAUACCACCAUUUCAAAAGCUGACCGCAAGAAAAGGGGGCUGAAUGUCAGUAGCUCCCGCGGAACAGCAUUUUGAUGAGUUUGACAUCACAUCCUGUUCUCUGCAGCCUGGCUUCACACCUCAGAAUGACUCUCACAAGCAAGCUUGUCACGAUGCUCUAGCAAUUUAUUAUUUUUUGGUUCCCUCAGUUUUCUGCAUCUGAAAGGAGAAAAAAAAGGAGUUUAUUCUUUCAAUGUGCUGGACAUUGAAAUAUUCUUGAGAGAUAAAUAUUGAUUUGGGGCCCAGGAACAGCUGCUUAAAAUAAAGUGGUGGGAUUUUUUUUUGCACAAAUUACCACUCACUUGUGCUAGGAUACCUUCUUUGUUUUGAUCUGCUAUGCAAAAGCCCUGAAAUGCUUCAAUAGAUCGAAUUAAACACUUCAAGAAAACUGUAAAACCCUUUACACCAGUCCACUAUGAGAUAAACCCGCUGCUGCUUGUACUGGCUCCCCUACAGGUAGGAUGACACAGUGCUGAGCGGUAUCACUGACACAGAGACCUGCAUGUGGGCAGAGCACCGUUAGCUACACUUAGAUUAACGCGGCGGACAGCACAACACGAAAGGCUGAUUCCGGUAGGGCAGAACGGCAGGGAGCCAGCGUGAGAGCUUCAGGCCAGCCGGGACUAAAGGGAGGGCUCUGUUCCGAAAGGGGGUGACAUUCCCUAGUGGCAUCUCCACGGCGGAGGUGUCCAGAAUGGUCGCGCGCGCGUUUAGGCCGAAAUGCUCACCUUGCAGCUGGAAAUGUGAUCUGGCGGGGAAAAUGUGCUCAUUAUACGACGUAGGCAGGAAUCGACAGAUGCAAAUCCGAAACAUGGGCUGCAGGAAGGACGUAUGCAUUGUAUUUUAUUUUAUUUACAAUAAAAAGAAAGGCAAUUUAUUUCUUUUGCUGUUUGUUGGCGUGGAUCAUAAUUCUAUGACACUGAUGCGCUGUUUGUAUCCCGGGAGACCACACACUACCCUGGAAGCCAGACUUCAUUCCCAGUGUCCCCAGUCUGUGCCAGGGGCCUUGUGGACGUACCUUUGUCGUGCGAGUGACUUUCAACAUCAAUAAAGUUAUUUUGCAAUCAA